UAUCGACAUGGCGGAUGUGUUGCGACGCCCUGUCGAGUACGGACUACGGUCUUGUUGCGUUCUGUAUCGUUGUCACGUCUUGUACCGACCGCGAAGUCAUAUACUCUAACUUGAAAAUAACUUACAAGACUUCAUUAAGUCGGGCCUUUGAUGUGUGUUUUUUCUCAAAACGGCUACAACGACAGCAAGUGAUAGCCGUUCUUUGUCGAAGUCGGCGACCGAUUCGAUACAUUAUUAUUUUUGCGAUCACAUUGGAAACGACGACAUAUUCAACUGACGUUGCGGCGAAUCCGUUUUGCAACAAUCCGCCAAAGAAAUCUGAACGGAACUAAUAUUGAAAGAAACAAAUAUCAGGCUGUCGAUGAUUCCGGCAAAAUGGUCAACGAUGAUGAUAUAACGUACGAACAAUUAAACUUAACUGACGAGGAAAACAUGCUCGACGGUCAGAUAGAGAGUGAAUACGAAGCAGUAACAAUCGACGAACAAGAUGUAAACAAUAUUGAGGAGUACGAAGAGAGUGAAAUACAAGAAGUUUAUGACACAGACAUCGGACAAUCUGAUAGCAAUUGGCGGCACAAUGAGGUGCGAUAUUUAAUUUAUUGCUGGUGUCAGAUAAGAGAGCAGUUUUCGAAUUGUCCGGAAAACAAGAAGAAAGCCUUGUGGCAAGCUCUUUCGGAACGCAUGUUGGAACGAGGAUAUUUUUACGACGCUCAAUCAUGUGAAAACAAAUGGCGUUAUCUGAAAAAAAUUUAUUUGUACAAUAAAACACGCCUUCCUAAACAAGGCUCUCCCAAAUGCACAUGGGAGCAUUACGACGAUAUGGACAGAGCCAUCAAAGGCAUUCCGCUGGAACCUUCUGACGUUGAAGAUGACGAUCUCGGGGAAUGUAGUGUCGACGAUAAUUGCAUUAGUGCUGCUGCUGCUGCUCCUGAGGAGUCUAAUUCUAUCGGCAUCAAGGAUAGCGACAAAUGUUAUUGGUCGACAGAGUCUACUAAAGCGUUGAUACAGUUGUACGGCAAAGACAAAACAAAGUUUGCGUCGGCCAAUCAAGGCGACAAACAUUUAUUGUGGGAAGAAAUUGCGCAUCAAUUGGUCCAAUUGGGAUAUCGGUACGCGGCCAAUUCGUGCAAUGACAAAUGGCGCAACUUGAAAAUGUCGUACAAAAAAAAUAAACUCAGGGCACUAAAAUAUGGAGCACAACACGUGAAAUGGUACUAUUACAAGGACAUGGACAGUGUGUUGAAGGACGAUCCGCAAGAAACAUCUAAAAUGAACGAUAUCAUCAUGAUUUCCAUGUCCGGUGAUAACGAAUUCGUGGAGUUGAAGAAAGAAGACGGAUUUGAAGAUGAAGACGUGGACUUUCAAACACCAGAAAUCGACAGUAUCGAAAACAUUGAGGGCGAACCAUCUUCAGAAGUCUGGACCGAAGCAGCCACCAAACAAUUGAUUCAACUGUGGGGUAUGUACCGUUCGCGGUUCUUGAUAGCAGCUCAGGGUAAAAAACAACUGUUGUGGAAUGAAAUCAGCGAAGCGCUACAACAACGCGGUCACAACUAUUCCGGGACGGUUUGCGAUCGUAAAUGGCGCCUUUUGAAAGCCAACUAUUUAAAAAGAAAAGAAAAGUACAAAAAGUUUGGAGUGCACAAAAUCAAAUGGCAGUAUUAUCAAGACAUGGAUCGAUUGCUGCGUUUGCCCAGUGAAAGCGUUGCGUGGACUAUGGAUUCGACGGUGUGCUUGAUCGAAAGCUUCGACCGUCAUAAAGACAAAUUCAUGAAAGCGGCAACUGGCGAGAAGCUUUUGAUUUGGCGGGACAUAGCCAACGAAAUGAUGCAGAACGGUUACAGUUACACUCCGAGGGCUUGCGACAACAAAUGGCGUACGUUGAAAAACCGGUACAAUAAAAACCGAAUGCGCGUUGAGAAGAAGAAAAAAGUCGUCUGGAUAUAUUACGACAUAAUCGAUUCUAUAGUAAGAGAAUUAAACAAAGACACUAAGAAAAUUGCCACCAAAGAUGAUAGCAGACAAUGCGGUAGCAGUGUAAACAGUCAUACACUAGACGGCCGUGAUCUGGACGAACACGACUAUAACGUACAGAGUUCAAAACAAGAGCCAGUCGUUAGGGUCGAUGUCAUUUCAGAAAUCAAAGAGAUGUUCCAAAGGAGAAACACAGAAUUUGAUCAAAGGUUAAAGCAAAUGGAGGACAACUUGACGAGCAGAGAAAAAGUGUUUGAAAAUCUUCAAUAUCAGACUUUGGAAGCUUUGAAAAAAUCAAAUGAAUUGGAAACACAAAAAUUAAAAUUACUACAACAGCUCGUUUCGAGAUUGCCCGUUUGAAAACAAAACAAUGUUUAUGAAACAUUUUUGUUUUUAUAUAGCAAUGGUUAAAAAUAUUUUACCACAGAAAUUGACUGAGUAACAUAUAAUUGUUUUUUUCAUACUAUUAUGAUACAUUUUGUUAAUUAUACAUAAAAAACGCAAGUUUAACUUAAGCGUUUGCAAAUGUCUUGUCUUUUUUUAAUACUGAUCUCGUCGUAAUAAUCGCAAUUGAAUGAACAACACUCGUACGGUUCACUUUCGAUGUCGUCAUCGUUACCCAAGCAAAUGUUGUGCAGACAACAAGCUGCAAAUAUUAGUAUGGCAAAUUUCUCUUGGCCCCAUAAAUCCAAACACCUGAAAUAAUCACGUUACAUAAAUUAUGUUACAUUAAAUAUGACAUUUCAAACUUGAAUACAAGUAAGGCACA
Adelges cooleyi (spruce gall adelgid) is the source of this 2743-nucleotide messenger RNA. RefSeq lists its product as uncharacterized. The transcript is spliced from 11 exons. NCBI's taxonomy places the organism in Eukaryota, Metazoa, Arthropoda, Insecta, Hemiptera, Adelgidae. The record is from RefSeq and is a predicted model, not a curated record. The coding region runs from base 376 to 2334 and encodes 652 amino acids.